Molecule: messenger RNA, 2394 nt
Organism: Vitrella brassicaformis
Lineage: Eukaryota; Vitrellaceae
Source: the annotation of a GenBank genome assembly
AGAUGCUUGAGGCUGAUCUGCCGUCUUCCUGACUCAUCAAAUGUCGCAGAUCUCCGCCCAUCGAUGGUCUGAUGACGACGACGACGCGGCAGAUGCGGACCUGCCAGGCGUCCCCGUGGUGUACAGAAAGGGCCAGCGGGGCGACAGGUAUGUCAACGAGUACCUCGUCGACCGAUUCAUCGCCAGAGGCAGCUGGGCCCGCGUGAGGAAAGUCAAAAAGGCCGAUGAAAAGUACAAGGAGUAUGCGGCAAAGGUAUUCUAUGCCAGAGAUCAAGAUCAACAUGCAUGCGGUUGUUCAGAGGUGUGUGUGUGUGUGUGUGUUCCAUGCAGGUGUUCUUGCUGUCAUCGCUUCAGUCGAACCGGACGGCAGUGUAUGGCCCGGGCGGGCUCGUCAAGACCAAGAGCGCCCUCUCGAAGGUCGGUCAGACAUUCAUUGACACACACACAGAGGUGGUGCAGCAAACAAGUGGGUUGACUGACGUUCUGUGGCCGUGCCUUCUCAUGUCCAUCCAUGUCAGGUGCUCGAUGAGAUAGCGCUGCACGCGACACUCAGCCAUCCCAACAUCUGCCGCCAGAUGCAGGUGUGUGUCGGGGGAUUUUUCCAUCCAUUCAGGCAAACACACACACGUCUUUGCCUCUGUAUGUGUGUGUAGGUGCUGACGGACACUGACAAGGGCUACCUAUACGUCAUACUGGAGUACCUCGACGGCGGCCAAAUCAUGAAGUGGGACACCAAGAAGAUGGCCUACUCGGUGCCCAUGGACAACAAGGGGCAGGACCAGCCAUCGACAUCGAGCAGCAUAGGCGCAUCGGGCGCCCUGCUGCUGCCACAAACGAGUAGUGAUAAUGGCGCGGGUGGGAGUGAGGAGGAGAUGGCCGCCGCGGAUGGGAAGAAGGUCAUGGUGUACAGUGAGCACGCGGCGAGGCACAUUCUUGUCCAUGUAAGAAGACAGGAUGGAGUGGGUGAAUAUACAUGCAGUGGACUGACUGGUGGCUGUGUUGGUGUGUUGGUGUGUGUGCGCAGGUAGUGUGCGGGCUGAUGUAUCUGCGUCGCGUGGGUGUGGUACACAAGGACAUCAAACCGGAGAAUGUCAUCCUCACCAAAUCCAUCGCACAUGCGACAGGUAAGUCAGUCAACCCACCGACCACCCCACCACGCACCCCCACAUCGCCCUCCUCCCUCCUCCCUUCACCACCCCAGAUGCCGUCCGCGAGCUGAUGCUCCCCUCUGACGCUCCCCCAGCCGACCGACAAGACCCACCACGACCCCCCGCCCCUAUCAGCCUCCCGGCCCCCCCUGCACCCGCCAUCCAACACGACGACCAUGAAGAGGACGAUGGCAGUGACGGCCGCAGCUGGGGCGGCGACCCCCUGGAUGACGACGACAUGAUGGAAGAGGACGAUGCGUGCGGGUCGUCCGAUGACGAGAUGGGGCUGCGGGGGGAUGAUGACGACUUUUGCUGGGAUGACGCGCCUAUCGUGGCGGAGACCGAGAUAGAGCGAUUAGGACAGACGGCACCCACGGCGGCAGCGACAGGGGCAGGGGCAGGGGAGGUGCGGCAAGAGGGAGGGGGAGGGGGAGGGCAUGGAGGAGGGCAGGAGUGUGUGAGUGAGAGGCUGGGUGGUGCGUGUGGGUGGAUGGCCAAGAUAGUGGACUUCACCACUGCCGAGAAGAUGGACCAAGAUGGACACCGAUUUUACGACGCAGGUGGGGCGUGACUAACACAAUAGAUCUGGGUGGCUUCGUGUAGGUGCAUCCAUCUGUCUGUGUGUGGUGUGGUGUGGUGUGGUGUGGUCUGGUGGUGUCUGAGAGCAGACGGCACCCACCUGUUUGGCAGCCCUGAGUUGUUUGACUCGAACAAGUCUCAGUGCGGUGUAUUGGGGCCGCCACGGGACGUGUGGGCUCUGGGGUGCACACUCUCCUGCAUGCUCUUCGCAAGACCGCCGUUCUGGUAGGGAUGUUUGCCGCCUGCACACACACACACACACAUGCACGGCCUGGUGGGCGGACGCGUCAUUGAUGGGAUUUUUCUCUCAGGCACGAGACCCCACUUGCAGCCCAGUUUAGCCUCCUGCAGGACCCCCUGGUCAUCCCGUCCAAGCCGCCAAUCACAAACGAAGCCAGAGACCUCAUCACGUAAGCCGACUGACCCCACACACCGGCCGACAGACCGUCAAGCGCUGUCCGUGUUUCCGUCUGUCUCCUGUCUUCUUUCCCCUCCCUCAUCAGCCGCUUGCUGGACAAGGAUCCGUUGAGUCGAAUCAAGGUGGAGGACAUUCUGUCGCACGAGUGGUUCAGGCCGCUGGUUGUGGCACUGGAGGGGCGACAGGACAGUAGCAGUAGCAGCAGCAUUAGCGGGAUGUGUACAGUCAAUGGCAACAACUAGCUCUGUU